AUGACCAUGGCCGACUUUGGCCCUGGCCAGCCGAAGAGGGAACAGCCCAAGGAUGAAACGGCGGAAGUCGAACAGCCUAAGCAAGUCGCGGAGCGUAUGUCCGACGAAGACCAGGCAGAAAACCACGACACGGCCCAAGAGUACACCAUGCUGCAAGAAGCUCAGCAAGCUGCUCGUUUCGCGGAGAAGAUUAAGAAAGAGGGGAAUGAUAGUCAUCCACCGCAGAGAACUUUCGGUGAGGGCGGACGGACGAGGAAGGUUUAG
Molecule: messenger RNA, 264 nt
Organism: Fusarium coffeatum
Lineage: Eukaryota; Fungi; Ascomycota; Sordariomycetes; Hypocreales; Nectriaceae
Exons: 2
Coding region: 1-264 (87 amino acids)
Source: RefSeq, a predicted model, not a curated record